This is a messenger RNA of Nycticebus coucang (slow loris), 5332 nucleotides long. It is a transcript of the gene PLEKHO1, whose product is annotated as pleckstrin homology domain containing O1. The transcript is spliced from 7 exons. The record is from RefSeq and is a predicted model, not a curated record. Bases 3840 to 5069 code for a protein of 409 amino acids. Gene Ontology annotation, biological process: regulation of myoblast fusion. Gene Ontology annotation, cellular component: muscle cell projection membrane; ruffle membrane. Lineage: Eukaryota; Metazoa; Chordata; Mammalia; Primates; Lorisidae.
AGCCCUACCCUCAGGAUGUUUGAUACCAGAAUUAGCAUUUCUUUAUAAAGAAUCAAAGACUCAUACUUUAAUGUAAAAUUCACAGAGCUGAUUCAAUUAUUACUGGUCUUUUUUUUCCUUUUAAAAACAUCAUUUUAAUUAGGAUCUUGUAUACUUUUAAUAAUCUUCUCCCCCACAGACUGAAAUGUCCUAGUCAAAACCUCUAUGUCCUGUUUACAAAAGCCAAGGAUAUUUGUUUUUAAUCGACUGUUGAAUAACAGUUUCCACCCAGUAAACGUGCAAGCAGCCAUCCCCAACUUAUUAUCUCUGAUAGCUCCCUUCUUUUUUUCCAGUACUUAUAAAAAAUUCAGUUGAAGAAUACAGGUACUGCCAGUGGUGUCUUGUGCAUGGACGUAGUUAGGGAAGUAACCCCAUCAUGAAGUGCUCCUAGCAUCUUAUCUCCACCAAAGACGUAAGUUGGCUUGAGAGUUAUUUUUGUGGUUUGUGUCAAGAUCACUGAGGAGACAGUGCUAUAAAAAUGUGUAAAGGAACCCAUAAGUUCUUACUCAGGAUUUCUCACUUAAACAUUGGUGGAAAACAGACCCACAUGGAUCCCAAUUCAGGUGCCAUGAAGUUCACCUAAUGAGAGAGAAAUCAGCUUGAAGAACAAGUCAGGAGAAGUGGAAUGAGGGGUGAGUAACGACAAAGAGACAAAAGGUGAGGGAAGGCAAGGGCAGGGUCAUCAGAUGAUGCAGUACAGAGAGAGGGGAAGCUAGAGAUUUAUGUAACAUCUUAAGGAGCAGAUAGGCAGAGAAGAUUCUGCAGCCCACAUGCAUCUGCUCUGGAAUCUGAAAAUUACUUUGGAGGGUUUUUAUUUUUUAUCAGUUCCUCUGCCUGAUGUUUCACAAAGCUCUAGUUCCUAUCUGAUGCAGUGCACAAGGAGCCCAGUACCUUGCAUAUGGGGGCUCCUCAAAUAUUUGUUGAUUGAUAAAAACUGGGAAAGAAAAUAGGGCAAGUGAUGAAUUACUUUUUUCCCAUAACCCAGAAUCUAUUUUCUUUUGUAGAAACAGGGUCUUGAGGCUGUCUCUAUUCCCCAGACUGGUCUCAAACUCUUGGCAUUAAGCAACACUCCAGCCUUUAUCCUUCUGUGUUGGCCCAAAGUGCUAGGAUUAAAGGGAUAAGCCUUCAAGCCUGGCCAGCUGAGAAUCUAUUUUAAACUACACCUAUAAAUUCAAACCACUCCUGUCUACCUGGCCAGCAAGCCCUCAAAAGAUCAUGCAGCCUGGUUUCUUCACCUGUACUUUGAGACAUUUUGCUUCCUCUCAUCUGAAGAUAUCUUGGAUUCUUACUGUUUUUCCAGCAAUUUUUAAACGGGGGUGGGGAAUAUACAGGAAAUAGAGAUUGUAGGAAAAGUAUAAGAUGGUGGUUUGGGGGAAAAGUGAUGUGUGUGUGUGUGUGUACAAAGCCUAAACAGUUUGAGACUUGAGUUGGAAAAUCUGGUUUCUAAUCCACUAAGCCAGUAACUUGUAUGGCAAGUCAUUUGAUUUGCCAUGCCCUGUUUCCUCAUUUUCCAAGUAGAAAUAUUAGUACUUAUUUUACAUAUCUCAUAAAGUGGCCCUAAAGAUGUAAAGAAAUAACCUAUCAGAGAAUUUUUUUUUUUUUGACACAGCCUCAAGCUGUCACCCUGGGUAGAGUGCCGUGGUGUUGUAGCUCACAGCAACCUCCAACUCGGGCUCAAGUGAUCUCUUGCCUCAAUUUUUCUAUUAUUUAUUUAUUUAUUUAUUUUGGGACAUAGUCUUACUAUGUCACCCUCGGUAGAGUGCUGGGGCAUCACAGCUCACAGCAACCUCAAACUCUUGGGCUUACGCGAUUCCCUUGCCUCAGCCUCCCUAGUAGCUGGAACCACAGGCGCCCCCCCAAAAUGCCCAGCUAUUUUUUUUGUUUUUGUUAUUGUAGCUGUCGUUGUUUGGCAGGUUGGGGCGGGUUCGAACCCAUCAGCCCUGGUGUAUGUGGCUGUGCCCUAGCCACUGAGCACUGAGUUAGUUUUUCUAUUUUUAGUAGAGAUAGGGUCUCCAUCUUGUUCAGGCUGGUCUAGAGCUCAUGAGCUCAAGCAAUCCACCCACCAGAGCCUCCCAAAGUACUGGGAUUACAGGCAUGAGCCACUGCUCCUGACCAAUAUCAGAGCAUUUUGAAAGGAUAAACUUUUAUAUUAAGUCUAAAAUAGUAGAAUUAAUUGAUAUGGUUGAUGGAAAGAGGUCAAGAUUAGGAAGAAAGUUCAGGCUGGGAAUGGAGAUGGAGCUUCUCCUUCAUCUGACAGAUACCAGGAAAAGCCAAAUAUCCUCCUCAGAUCACAAAUUUAGCCAACGCUUUCUUUCAUCUUUAGACAUCUCUGGAAAAAGUUUUUCCUUUUUCCUGCUCGUCUGUGCCAGAGAUGUUCAGUGAAUUUGGGGGUUAUUGCACCGCUACCACAUGCCAGGCAAUGCGUUUAUUAGCUUAAGUAUUAUUUCAUAAUUAGCACUGGGGGACCCUUUUAUCUCAAAGGACUUCCACAGGUCAUCACUUAUAUUCUCCUUGUUGAUAGAAAUGGCUCCACUAUUUAAUAUAUGGAUGAACGGAGGCCUAAUAAAGAAAUUCAAUGACUUGACCAAAGGGCACAAAGUGAUCCUGAAACCAGUACUCGCCUCAUUUAGGUUUCUGUCUCCCUUCUUCUCAUCAAUAUGUAUCAAAAGACAAGAAGUUACUAAGAGCUUCACGCAGCCUCCGAGGCAGAGUGGGGCAGCGAGAUCAGCAGAGGUUCCCCAGAGUCAGGGCAUUCUUGGCGCAGGACAGAAUGGGCAGCAGGGAAGGACACCCAGGUGGCAGGAAGUUUAAUCCUCACCUGGAACUUGCAUUUAAAGCCACUUGGUGUAAUGGAUCAUGGCUUUGAGUCAGACAAUUCUAUUCCUGCCAACAUUUUAUACAGCGUGUGUCUGCAAAUCCCUGUGUCACUUUUUUUCCUGUGCAAUGGAGAUCACCGUAUCCAUCUCAUAAUCAGGAUUAUUAUUCUGAGACUCAAACAAGGCCUGACCGUUUGUAAACUGGAAGAAAUGUGUAUUAACAUUAACUUCUCUCCCACCCCCACCUCCAAGGCGCUGGCACUCUCUGAAACAUAAAACUUUUUCCCACCAUUUGACCUGCCCAGGUCACUACCACCCAGGAAGCGCGAAUGCCUGCCGCCAGGUCUGGGUGGCGCGCCCUCCCACCUCACGCUCUCUUUUGCGCUUUUGGUGAGGAAGGGAGAUGAUUCCGAUCUUGGUCGUCUCCGGUCCUCACGGGUCCGCGGGUCUCUUGGCAGGUCGGGCCGCACCGGCGGGCUGGUUCCCCCCUGCGCCCCGGCUGUCGGUGCAGGCGCUGGUCGCCGCCCCCGGGAAGCCGUCCCCCCUGCGGGGUCUCGCUGGCCGUCCUCACCCGCGUUGAGUCAGAGACAAAGGCGGGGGGCGGGGAGCGCACGGGCUGCGGCGCCGCGAUUCGCCCUUUAUUCUGAACCGGCAACGUCAGCGGGCCGCGGAUGGAGCUGCGGGGCGCGGGCUGGGACGCCCACAGCGCGCCGGGCCGGGCUGGCGGGCGACGGGGGCGCGCUCGGGGGGCCGGGCCGCGUGGGCGCCGGGAUGGAGGGCGCCGGGGGGCGAGGGCUGGGCGCGCGAGUGUACCAGUGCGAGGGAGGCCGGCCUCUAGUGUAACCGGAGCCUCAGAGCCGGGGAGCGUCCGGGAGAGGGCGGGAGGAGCGGCGGCGGCGCCCCGGCAUCUCCGGCGCCCCCUCGAAGCGGCCUCGACCUCGACGCGGAGCCGCCCCUCGCCCCGCUGCCCCGCGCCCACUCGGCAUGAUGAAGAAGAACAAUUCGGCCAAGAGGGGGCCUCAGGAUGGAAAUCAUCAGUCCGCACCGCCCGAGAAGGUUGGCUGGGUCCGGAAAUUCUGCGGGAAAGGGAUUUUCAGGGAGAUUUGGAAAAACCGCUAUGUGGUGCUGAAAGGGGACCAGCUCUACAUCUCCGAUAAGGAGGUAAAAGAUGAGAAAAAUAUCCAAGAGGUAUUUGACCUGAGUGACUAUGAGAAGUGUGAAGAGCUCCGGAAAUCCAAGAGCAGGAGCAAGAAAAAUCACAGCAAGUUUACUCUUGCCCACUCCAAACAGCCUGGUAACACGGCCCCCAACCUAAUCUUCCUGGCAGUAAGUCCAGAAGAGAAGGAAUCCUGGAUCAGUGCCCUCAACUCCGCUAUCACCCGAGCCAAGAACCGCAUCUUGGAUGAGGUCACCGUUGAGGAGGACAGCUAUCUUGCUCACCCCACUCGAGACAGGGCAAAAAUCCAGCACUCCCGCCGCCCCCCAACUAGGGGACACCUAAUGGCUGUGGCUUCGACUUCUACCUCGGAUGGAAUGCUGACCUUGGACCUGAUUCAAGAGGAAGACCCUUCCCCUGAGGAACCAACCUCUUGUGCUGAGAGCUUUCGGGUUGACCUGGACAAGUCUGUGGCCCAGCUGGCCAGCAGCCGACGGAGAGCAGACUCAGACCGUAUCCAGCUCUCCUCAGAUUGGACAAGCAGUCUUCCCCGGCCUUGGGAAAAGCCAGACAAGGGGGCCACUUAUACCCCCCAGGCACCCAAGAAGUUGACCCCUACAGAGAAAGGCCGCUGUGCCUCCCUGGAGGAGAUUCUGUCUCAGCGCGACUCUGCCCCAGCCCACACCAUCCACCUGCAGGCUGAGGAGCCCACAAGCCCCAUCCUACCCCACCCGGGGCAGCUGUCCCGGAUCCAAGACCUGGUAGCAAGGAAACUGGAGAAGACUCAGGAGCUGCUGGCAGAGGUUCAGGGACUAGGAGACGGGAAGCGAAAGGCCAAGGACCCCCCUCAGUCUCCGCCUGAUUCUGAGUCAGAGCAGCUGCUGCAGGAGACAGAGCGGCUGCUGGGAGAGGCAUCCUCAAAUUGGAGCCAGGCAAAGAGGGUGCUGCAGGAGGUCAGGGAGCUGAGAGACCUGUACAGACAGAUGGACCUGCAGAGCCCAGACUCCCACCUCAGACAGACCACCACGCACAGUCAGUACCGGAAGAGCCUGAUGUGAAGGAAGGGGACAGCAUCUGGAACUUGUGGGGGGUGGACAGACUCUUAUCUCCAAGUGUUGCAGGAUAAAGCUUUUUUAUUUACCUCAACAAAAAAAAAAAGGAAGCAAACCCAUUCUUUCGCUGCUGCCUGUACUCCAACCGGCCUUCUUUCCAGCCUGCCCACCUCAGGUUUGAGAUGACCCCAAAGCUGUAUUAAGAAGCUCCCAGCUGGGCAGAAAAAGAGAAAGGGUAAUAAAGAUGUGCUCCGACCAUUUUACACACA